GUAUCUUAAUUUGCAGACAUGGUGAAGCUCCAGUUUGCCCCGUUCAACUCGAUAGUCGAGCCUGGUUUUUGGCAUUGGUUGUCAAACUUGAAGCUUGAAAGUUUGAAGCUUAGUGAAGAACCGGUUAAAAUUCGGGGUUCGUUUUAUUUCGAUCAGAAUAGUAGUGAACCCAGGUUUCGAUUGGAUCACGAUCAGGCAGCAGAAGAAUCCAAUGUUCGUUUUGGCCGCGUGAACGUUCAUGGAAAAUUGAAAUUGUUCAACACUAGGGAAGCUCUGAAGAAAGGAGUAAUUGCUUUCCCUUCAAAAGACGAUUUGGAAGAUAUACAAAAUACCCUGGAUGUAUUCUUGUCUUUGGUGUCGAGUCAUGAGGCACCUUGCAUGUUCUGGCUGUUCGCUUUCGCGGAUAUCAAGAAGCACAAGUUCGAGUAUCAAUUUCAUUUCCCGGUUCUGGGUCUGCCGAGCGAUUCGUUUGCAUUCGAGAACUUGUGCUCCCUAGCAACGAGUUGCGUGAAUGACCGGAUGAUAUCCAGUUUGAUGAGUUCGGCGAGAAUUCAACUACUGCAGUAUGUGAAAGAAAUAAAUGAAGAAUUCGUCAUUUUGGAUGCCUCUGGCGGUCUGAUGGACGGAGAAGAUGGCGGAUUUUUUGUGAUACCUGAUCCUUCCAUCGCGGAGAUGUCUCCUGGGUGGACAGUGAGUACUGUAUAUGCGAGAGCAUUUACUUUCAGAUCAGCCCUGACAGCAUUGCGGCUUGCCUCACGACGAGAGAGGCGUGUCAAACUGGUCUGUCUUCGAGGAAAUCCUGCCAACGCCUUUGAAGCCUCGUCCGUGAUUACGUUAUCAUUUCCGAACGAGGAAGUUUCUGCGGAAUCUUUGAAAUGCUUCGGUUGGGAAAAGGGAGGCAUGCGUGUUGCAGACCUCGGCUCGCAAAUGGAUCCGAUAAGGCUCGCAGAUUCGCUCUCCUUUCUAAAUCUUAAGCUGAUGCGAUGGCAAAUGGCGCCUUCUCUCGACUUGGAGAAAAUCGUGAACGCGAGGUGUCUGCUGCUGGGUGCCGGAACUUUGGGCACUAAUGUUGCCCGAGGCCUUUUGGCUUGGGGUGUGAGAAAUAUUACUUUUGUGGACUCGGGAAGCGUUGCUUAUUCAAAUCCGGUUCGUCAGUCUUUGUUCGAAUUCAAGGAUUGUGAUGGAACUAGAUUCAAAGCGGUUGCUGCAGCAGAAGCGUUGCGCCGUAUCUUGCCCACUGUGAUUUCGGAAGGAAUUGUGAUGACGAUUCCUAUGCCUGGCCAUGGUGUAGGUGGCGAUCGAGACUCGAUAAAGCGAAGUGUCAAACAAUUGGAAGAGCUUUACGAAAAACAUGACGUUAUAUUUCUUCUGCUUGAUUCGAGAGAAGCGCGUUGGUUGCCAACAGUACUUGGAAAAGUCAAGCGAAAAAUUGUUCUCAAUGCAGCGUUGGGGUUCGAUUCAUUCCUCGUCAUGCGUCAUGGCCUAGAUUCGGAUCUCGGGUGUUACUUUUGUACGAACGUUUCCGCCCCCGGAGAUUCGUCGGUUGAUCGCACGCUGGAUCAACAAUGCACCGUUACUCGUCCAGGAGUUUCCUUCAUGUGUUCUGGAUUGGUGGUCGAAAUGAUGGCGUCGAUUUUGACACACCCAGCUGGAAUCGAUGCUCCGGCUGCUCCGGAAAAUCCAUCCGAGGAUGAUCGCGAUGAUGAUGGAUGCUGUCUCGGAAUUUUGCCUCAUACGAUCCGGGGAUUCCUCAGGAAUUAUCAUCAGUUCACUCCAGUUACGCCGUCGUUCGCACAAUGCGUGGCGUGCUCCACUUACGUCAUGGAGGACUACGUCAAACGUGGUGCGGAUUUGGUCCUGGACGUGAUGAGUGAUCCUGCUAAAUUGGAGCAGUUAACGGGUUUAGAUAAACUGCAAGCCGAAUGUGAAUCUGUGGAAGUGUGGGCGUUCAGUGAUGAAGAAAGUACAGGUAGCACUGGGGGUGGUGGGGAUAAUAGUCCUUGA
Notodromas monacha is the source of this 2004-nucleotide messenger RNA. NCBI's taxonomy places the organism in Eukaryota, Metazoa, Arthropoda, Ostracoda, Podocopida, Cyprididae. The record is from the annotation of a GenBank genome assembly.